This is a messenger RNA of Naegleria gruberi, 3432 nucleotides long. RefSeq lists its product as uncharacterized. Gene Ontology annotation, molecular function: ATP binding; ATP-dependent chromatin remodeler activity; DNA translocase activity. NCBI's taxonomy places the organism in Eukaryota, Heterolobosea, Eutetramitea, Acrasida, Naegleriidae. The record is from RefSeq and is a predicted model, not a curated record. The coding region runs from base 1 to 3432 and encodes 1143 amino acids. The transcript is spliced from 5 exons.
AUGCCACAACGACCUAAUUCGUAUCAAGUCGUAUUCGAUCUUUCGGAGGAUGAAGAGGAGGAAAAUACAUUUUCAAAGGCUAAAAAGAUCAUUUCAUCACCACCUAGCCUCGAUCCAGAAAUAAAUAGUAAGAAGAGAAAAAAUUCUGUGGUUUCUUCCAAUGACGAGGAAUCACCAUCAUCAGGUUCGGAAAAACAAACAAAUUUUAAGAAGGUAAAGCAGGAUAAUAGAUCGACUAUACAUAAGAGUAUUGAUAGUUUUCGGAAGAUGAAAGAGGCUGGACAUUCUGCUUCGAAGGUUAGUCAUAUCUCUGUGAUAUCGGAUAGUAGUGAUGAGGAGAAAAGUCCUCCUUCAAAUAAUUCUGCCAUAUUAAUAUCAUCUGAUGAGGAAGACGAUGAUGUUGAUUCUUCUGUACAACAUAUUCUUAAUUAUAGAGGCCACCAUGCAUCGAGUAGAAUAAUAACGUCACGACAGGAUACAGAUUCUGACUCUGAAGAGGAUAGAGUAGUUUCUCCUGAAAAAGUUUCGAGAAUUUUAAGGAAAACUCGAGAGAAGAAACUUUCGGAAAGAGAAUUGGAAGACUUUAUUGUUCAUGAGGAUGAGGACGAAGAAGAGGAAGAAAGUGAUAAAGAGGGAGAGGAAGAAUAUGAAGAAAAGCGAGCCCAAAAAACUACAAACAUGGCUGAGCUUAUAGAUGUUGGAAAUGGUUGGAAAAAGGACGCAGACGACGACUAUUACUUGGAUGGAGGUCUCAUUCUAGACAGAGAUGUUUACACGAAACUAUAUUCAUUCCAAAAAGAAGGAAUCAAGUGGCUCAAUACAAGAUUCAAUGCCGACAAGUACAGAGGUGGAAUAUUAGCAGAUGAAAUGGGAUUGGGCAAAACUGUUCAAGUUUCAGCCUUUCUAGGAGGUUUGGCUCAAAGCAAAACAAGACGUUAUUUAAUUAUUGCUCCAUUAUCAGUGCUUCAAACUUGGGCUAGCGAGCUAGAUAAAUGGGCACCAAAUAUCAAAACCUUUGUAUUCCAUAAUUUAUCAUCCAAAGAACAGUACAACAGUAUGGCAAGAGAUUUUCAUGGAUGUGCUAAACAACAAAAGUCAGCUGCCAUAAUUACCACAUUCAGAACUCUGGUCACAUAUACGGUUACUCUUGCUUCACUAUGUGCAAAGCAAGAAUUUGAUAUCACAAUUGUUGACGAAGCGCAUCAAAUCAAAAAUGACCAAACUGGAAUUUCUAAAAAUUUGAGAAAGAUUGGUUCUAGAGCCAAGUUUUGUCUAACUGGAACUCCUAUUAUGAAUAAGCUUAUGGAAAUGUGGUCUAUUUAUGAUUAUGUUUUUUAUGGAGACAAUAUUUUAGGAGACAAGAAAGAAUUUAAAACAAAUUUUGAGAGGUCAAUUGUAAAAUCUCGUAAAAGGGAUGCCUCAAAUACUGAAAAGGUACUAGGAAACAAACUCUCCCAACAAAUGAGAUCUUUAAUUCAGCCAUACAUCUUGAGAAGACACAAAAAUCAGGUUUUAGAAAGUGAUCACAAUGUAGGAUUAGGAACAAUUCUUAAAAAGCAGAGCACUGGUAAAGCUAAAAUAUCCCAAAAGAAUGAACUUGUAUUGUGGUGUUACCUCAGCAAGACACAGGACCGUGUUUAUACCCAAUAUCUCAAAUCCGAAAUUGUUAAACAAAUUUUAGGAAAGAAAUCAAACAGAUCAUGUAUCUUCUCUGCUCUAAGUACAUUGAAAAUGUUGUGCAAUCAUCCAAGACUUAAUAAUGGGUCAGCACAAAUUUUAAAUAAGGAUGUUAAUGAAGAUGAAGCCUUUGAGAAUUUUAUAUCAGAAGGAGAUGACAAAGAUUAUUUAGAUACAUCUGGAAUGACCUGCAAGGAAUUAAUUGAAGAAAGCUCAAAGCUUCAAAUAAUUGUUAAACUAUUGAAGGAACACAAGAAGACAGGGCACAGAACCUUGAUAUUCUCCCAAUACAAAACAAUGUUGGACAUUGUAGAGAGAAUAAUUACAGAACACUUAAAGUUGAAAACCUUGAGAAUUGAUGGAGGUGUAGCAGCAAAAGAAAGACAAGCCAGAGUAGACUUGUUUCAAAAAAACAAUAUGUAUUCUUGCUUUUUGCUGACAACUGGUAGUGGAGGUGUUGGUUUGACUUUGACUGCAGCUGAUAGAGUCAUAUUGAUAGAUCCACAUUGGAAUCCUGCUGUAGAUCAACAAGCUGUAGAUAGAGCUUAUAGAGUUGGCCAAACCAAAAACGUUGUUACAUACAGACUUAUUACAGUAGGAACCUUGGAAGAAGUAGUUUAUAGAAGACAAGUUAUCAAAGACGGGUUAAUUAAGAAUACACUCACAAAAGAGAAUCAGUACAGAUACUUCACUUCAGAUCAGGAAUUAUUGGAAGUUUUGACUUUAAGAGACAAGCAAUCAUCUGAGACUAAGAAAUUAUUGGCUGAGUUGCAUCCAAAAGGUGAAAUUUAUGAGGAACUAGGAAACCAUGUAAAACAAUUGGAAGCUUAUUCGGAAAUUGAUGGAAUCACUUGGCACGAUAUGUUGUACAAUAUUGAAAGUGACGACAUUAAUGAAACAUUCAAUUAUGAAGAGGAUGCUUUCAUUCAACAAAAUCACACUAUUACCAAUUAUGUGAAGAGACACGAGCAGAAACUACAAGACCAGCAACAACAAGUUGUGGAUUUGAGUUCACCUGCCAGGAAUCCCAAGUUAAAGAAAAGACAUGCACCUUCCUCUUCAGCUUCAGCUCAACCAAUUUUCCCAAUACCACCCCAUUUAUUGGGAGUUCCUGAGGCUUACAUUAUAAAUCACCCUCAACAACAGGUAUUCCACAAUCAUCAACAACCUAAUAAUGUACAAAUGCCUCAUCCACAACACAAUCAACCCUUACCUUAUCACUCACAACACAAUCAAAUUCCACACCCACAUCCACAUCAACAACCUGGCUUUUCUUUCCAACCUAAUCAUACCUUUUUACAACAGCAUGAAAAUAUUUCUCCAAAUGGUCAUUACCAUCCUCAACCUCAACACUACCACAGACAACCAUUCCCUCCACAGGUAGCUCACCAUCGUAGCAGUAAUGGAGCAUCAUCAUCGAUCGACAUCACAGACGAUACAGUUGUUUCGAACAAUAGACCUAAACGACCUCAAUAUAAACCACCUCCAUCGAACACUCAAGAAGAUCCAGAGAUUAUAGAUGAUGACGAUGAUGAACCUGUAGAAGAACAACCACCAUCCCUACCACUGAUAUCCCAUAAUCUCAAACAGGAGGUCAUUAAUAACAAUCUAGCUGCAGACCCUGAAGAUGAUGUACCAACUGAUGAAGAAGACGAAACCAAUCACCAGACAAACAAUGAACCACAACCAUCUGAUUCCCAACACAAAGAAGCAGAAGAUAGUACUGGCAUUGAAAUGACCGAAGAAGAAUGGUAA